Molecule: messenger RNA, 1896 nt
Organism: Orycteropus afer afer
Lineage: Eukaryota; Metazoa; Chordata; Mammalia; Tubulidentata; Orycteropodidae
Gene: ZNF652
Product: zinc finger protein 652
Exons: 6
Biological process (GO): regulation of transcription by RNA polymerase II
Cellular component (GO): nucleus
Molecular function (GO): DNA-binding transcription activator activity, RNA polymerase II-specific; RNA polymerase II cis-regulatory region sequence-specific DNA binding
Source: RefSeq, a predicted model, not a curated record
AUGCUAAGCUCUGAGGAUACUUUUGUGAACUGGGCACAAUCUAAACUGCUUCAUAAAUUGGGCCACUUACCAUUGAGCCACGUGGCCAGUUCUUGUUAAGAGCUGGUUGAAAAUUGUGCUGUGCAUGUAGCAGAGAUGGCACAAGAAGAUAGCCGUCGUGGUCAAGUGCCAUCUACCUUUUAUCAUGGUGCCAACCAAGAACUUGACCUGUCCACCAAAGUGUACAAAAGGGAAUCAGGAAGUCCUUAUUCUGUGUUAGUGGACACCAAGAUGAGCAAACCACAUCUCCACGAAACAGAGGAACAGCCAUAUUUCAGAGAGACAAGAUCAGUGUCCGACGUGCAUGCUGUUAAAGAAGACCAGGAGAAUUCUGAUGACACAGAAGAGGAGGAGGAUGAAGAAGUUUCUUACAAAAGGGAGCAGAUCAUAGUGGAGGUAAACCUUAAUAAUCAAACAUUAAAUGUAUCUAAAGGGGAAAAGGGUGUCUCUCCUCAGUCCAAAGAGACUCCUGUUCUUAAGACAAGCAGUGAGGACGAAGAGGAAGAGAGUGAGGAAGAUGCCACAGAUGACAGCAAUGACUAUGGAGAGAAUGAAAGGCAGAAGAAAAAGGAGAAGACAGUGGAGACGGUCAGCGUUGCACAAAGGAGAACGAGGAGGGCGGCCUCUGUGGCUGCAGCUACCGCUUCCCCUACUCCCAGAACAACAAGAGGUCGUAGGAAGAGUGUAGAGCCACCUAAGCGUAAGAAACGGGCCACAAAGGAGCCCAAAGCACCAGUCCAGAAAGCUAAGUGUGAAGAGAAAGAGACUCUGACCUGUGAGAAGUGCCCCAGGGUGUUUAAUACUCGCUGGUACCUGGAGAAGCACAUGAACGUUACUCAUAGGCGCAUGCAGAUUUGUGAUAAAUGUGGCAAGAAGUUUGUCCUGGAAAGUGAGCUGUCCCUUCACCAGCAAACAGACUGUGAAAAAAAUAUUCAGUGUGUUUCCUGUAACAAAUCCUUCAAGAAACUCUGGUCCCUUCAUGAGCAUAUCAAGAUCGUCCAUGGUUAUGCAGAAAAGAAAUUUUCUUGUGAAAUUUGUGAGAAGAAAUUCUAUACCAUGGCUCAUGUGCGGAAACACAUGGUUGCACACACAAAAGACAUGCCAUUUACAUGUGAAACCUGUGGGAAAUCAUUCAAACGCAGUAUGUCACUCAAGGUGCACUCCUUGCAGCAUUCUGGAGAGAAGCCCUUCAGAUGCGAGAACUGUGAUGAAAGGUUUCAGUACAAGUACCAGCUGCGCUCCCACAUGAGCAUCCACAUUGGGCACAAACAGUUUAUGUGCCAGUGGUGCGGCAAGGAUUUCAACAUGAAGCAGUACUUCGACGAACACAUGAAAACACACACUGGAGAGAAACCCUUUAUCUGUGAAAUCUGUGGCAAAAGCUUCACCAGCCGCCCUAACAUGAAGAGGCACCGCAGAACUCACACAGGCGAGAAGCCCUAUCCAUGUGAUGUAUGUGGCCAGCGGUUUCGCUUCUCCAACAUGCUUAAGGCCCACAAGGAGAAGUGCUUUCGGGUGACCAGCCCUGUGAAUGUGCCGCCUGCUGUCCAGAUCCCACUUACAACUUCCCCUGCCACCCCAGUUCCUUCUGUGGUGAAUACACCCACAACCCCAACCCCUCCAGUUAAUAUGAAUCCUGUAAGCACUCUUCCCCCUCGUCCUAUCCCCCACCCCUUCUCACACCUUCACAUCCACCCACACCCUCACCACCCACACCACCUUCCCAUCCCUCCAGUCCCACACCUCCCUCCACCUCCAGCUCUCUUUAAGAGCGAGCCUUUAAAUCAUAGAGGCCAGAGUGAGGACAACUUUCUGCGGCACCUGGCAGAGAAGAACAGUUCAGCACAGCAUCAUUAA